GGGGAACGGCGGGCGGUGGCUCCGUGGGCGCCGGCAGUGAGGGGUGACUGUGGCCGGUGCCGGUCACCGUCCCCCCCCCGGACCUCUCUCCCGCAGGCUUCCAGCAGGGAGGGAGGCACCGCCGAGGGGGGCUCCCCGACGGAGGAACCAGCCCCCGCCUUCCCUGUCAGCCAAGAGGAGAGGGGAGAGCUGCGAGAGGUCUUUGAGUUGUUCGAUCCUGAUGGCUCGGGCCUGAUCGAUGUCAGCGACUUGAAGGCAAGAAGCCGUAAAAAUGCAGCAUGUCGACGGGUGAAAACGAAGGGGAUAACCGUAAGGGCUCUGGGCUGUGAAUUGAGGGAAGAGGAGGUGGAGAGAAUCAUUUCUGAAUGCAGUGAAGAAGGGUCAGGGAAGCUAACCUUUAAGUUGUUUCUGCAGGUCAUGACUCAGAAAAUGGCGGAGCCAUGUUUGGAAGAGGAGAUCCCGGAAGCUUUUGAGGUGUUUGAUUGUGAAGGCACUGGCAAGAUCUCCUUUGAGAAUCUCAGGGUGAUGGCUAGUGAGGUUGGGGAAGACAUCACGGAUGAGGAGCUGCAGGAGAUGAUUGAUGAAGCAGAUGUGGAUGGAGAUGGGGACGUGGAUGAACAGGAGUUCCUACGGAUUCUGAUGCUGACCGACCCGUAACUACAGGAUUUUCUUUUUUUCUCCCACUCCCAUAUAAACAACUAGUUCCAAUGUCACUUUUCUCCAGCUUCCUUAUUUCUUGUUCGUUUCCUUUCUUGGGUGUCAAAACACAC
Messenger RNA from Harpia harpyja (harpy eagle), 770 nucleotides. RefSeq lists its product as uncharacterized. Gene Ontology annotation, molecular function: calcium ion binding. NCBI's taxonomy places the organism in Eukaryota, Metazoa, Chordata, Aves, Accipitriformes, Accipitridae. The record is from RefSeq and is a predicted model, not a curated record. The annotation marks the transcript as partial. Gene Ontology annotation, biological process: mitotic cell cycle; nucleotide-excision repair; centriole replication. Gene Ontology annotation, cellular component: centrosome; centriole. The transcript has 4 exons.